AUUUUAAAUGGAAAUGUUCAUGCGUUUCCCCUACAGGAAGUGCGGUACUGCACUUUUAUCACAUUUAACUACACGUUUAAGUUGAUAAACAAACUCGGUGAGCCGCGUUCGAUCCAGACGCGAAUUCCGAUCUUUGGUUCCAGAAUACCGCUCCCAGGACAAUUCGCCGAAGAUACCGUGUCAAUUUCUCCAAGUGAGCCGACGCCGAUUUGCGAAUUAUCCCGUAAAGAUCUUGGUAAACAGGUUCGUGUCGCUGACAAGGAGGGCAUCUUGCGUUUUAUUGGAACCGUGCACUUUUCCCCAGGCGUUUGGUGCGGCGUGGAAUUGGUUAAGGCAAACGGAAAGAACGAUGGAUGCGUGCGCGGUGUACGUUACUUCGCUUGUCCAGAUUCCCGUGGUUUGAUGGCUCCAUUAUGCAAGGUUUCUCUAGUUGAAGUCAAUGAAUUUGAUGACGGCGAAAGCAUUCACUCCGGUCCUCAUAGUAUGCUUUUUGGAAUUAAGGAUGGACUUGUGGGGAAGGAUCUAGAAAGGAUAGACGUAAAUGAAACAUUCGUGAGUUCGGGUAACACUUGUGAAGGGGAACCAAGUAAUUUACCAAAGAGUUUAAUUAGGUCAGAUACUUACGAAAGUAUACAAAUUCCCGAAAAAAAUCCAGUCAACAGGACUCUUAUAAAAUCCGAUACUUACGACAAAUCGGAAGAAGACUGCGGACGUUAUAACAACACAUAUGACGUUUGUGAUACUAACGAAUGUGAAAUAUCUGGCAACGCUGACGAAACAUUGUCGUACUUGAAUGAAAAUAAUUUCCCUGACAUUGUGAAUUCAACAAGAAUUUCGGCAAAAUCUGAAGACCGUAUCAACGAGACAAUAACGCAUCCCGCACCUCUAGUCACUAAAGAUAAAAGGAGAGUACCAAAGUCGCUUACGUGUGUACCUUGUACCAGCUCAAGCCUUAAUAGUACCUUAGUUUACUCUGAGAGCAAAGUUAAAAAAACCACCUACACGUCUUCACCUGCACAAAGAACAAAGACGACACAAAUUAGUGACUCCGGCAAAAACUUAAAUGACACAUUUGUAGGGGAACCGAAACUGAAAUGUCUGAAAUUGCACGGCAUUGAAUCCCAAAAUCUUGCACCACUAACUCAUCCCACACAACUGUACUCAGAGGCCGAUAUUGAAAAUUCCUUACGAAGGAGAAGAGUAAAAGGCACUCCCACCUAUAGUCCGGCGACUGACGAUGACAACACCAAACGAAACUCUCUCGAAUUUGAAGAAUCCCUAGGCAUACUAACACCGGAACAAAUGACGGACUUCUCCGCGUUUCCAGAGUGCAGGAGCCUCUCCUCGGAAAACAUCAGCGCCCUCCCCACUGAUUUCCAAAACUUCCAGCCCAAAUACCAAUCCGAAACCAAACCGCCAGAGAUGUCGAGCCCAAAUCUACCCGACGUAAGCAUCAAGGACUUGAGUUUAGGAAUCAUUGACGAAAACAUGCUGCUGAGCUUUGCGAUUAAAUCGGAUGCCACAAACUUGGAAUUGCCCCUAGAUUCUUUGUCCAAAUCAAAAUCGUACGCCAUGGCCCGGUUAGAACAAACGCCAUCGCCUGAAGACUUGCCACUAGAUCCUACACCGGUUAUCGAGUGCGACUCAAAAUCGGAACAGACAAAGUCAAAAACUACCAGCAACAGUUUUAUUACUAGCAUAACUAGCAUUACUAGUCUAGAUACUGGGUAUCAGGGCGAUGGAGAAAUGUCGCGCCCAGCUAGUAGAGGUGCGGAUCACUCGCCACUUACCAGAAGACCGAUGCCUCGCCCCCAACCUCGUCGCCCCGAUCCGCUAACGGACUCUGAUUUUUACACCGAGAGCGAUGCCGAUAAUCACGAGGAGCCGCCAUUGAGAGGUGAUCGACUGGCAAGGAUCAUUGACGGUACACUGUAUGGGGUUGAUCCACAAGCUGCAGCUGAUAUUUACGUUAACAACCGCGAAAAUAUGGAUUCGAGUGGGAUAUUUACGGACAUCGAAGGUAAUACGAGAACCGAUGAGCUAUCAAGUGCAGAAAAUGAAAACGUAGACGUGUCACCUUCUCCAUCGGACACGUCUAGCAAAACAAUCUCGAACGAUAGUCAAAAUAACGCGCCCGCUCUUUUGAAUAAAACCAUAACCAAAACGGGAUCGGCGACAAAACCGGGUUCCGCCGAAAAAAAGGAGAAGAGUACCGAAAUGCAGUUGAAAGGCAAAUCCCCUACGCCUUCAACCGCCGCGUCUAGUCCGGCAAGCGUACGUUCACCAAGACAUACGCCCCGAGAAGAUAGCGCCUCAAAAAAAUACAAAAUGCCAAAGAGGAACGUCGCUUCAAAGGUGAAAGCGGUGCUCCAAUCCAGCACCCCGCCGCGCAAGGAAAACGCAACGAAUGCCGCCCCAAAAAAAACCGUUGGCCGUUGGGACGCGGUCAUGAACAAAAUUACCAAAAAUCCCAGUAGCUUUAAGGAAAUCAAAUCCAAAGUGUUCACUAAUAAUAGCCCGACGCCGCCGCGGCCAAAUGUCACACCAAAUAAUAAACUGAGAAGAACACGGGCACGCUCAGAUACGACAAUAACGAAAAUAAAUAACGCUGGAAGUUUGCACAGUUCCGCUAGCGAUCUGAGCGGGGCUUCGCCUCCCAAAAGAAUUGGUAAGUUUUUACAGUUUACAUAUGUCCGUCUGUCUGUGCGUAAUAAUUGACUCCUAAUGUACCAA
This is a messenger RNA of Photinus pyralis (common eastern firefly), 2733 nucleotides long. RefSeq names its product microtubule-associated protein futsch-like. The annotation marks the transcript as partial. NCBI's taxonomy places the organism in Eukaryota, Metazoa, Arthropoda, Insecta, Coleoptera, Lampyridae. The record is from RefSeq and is a predicted model, not a curated record. The transcript has 3 exons.